Messenger RNA from Tetrahymena thermophila SB210, 315 nucleotides. RefSeq lists its product as hypothetical. The record is from RefSeq and is a predicted model, not a curated record. The transcript has a single exon. NCBI's taxonomy places the organism in Eukaryota, Ciliophora, Oligohymenophorea, Hymenostomatida, Tetrahymenidae.
AUGGGUAAAUAACAACUUAUUAUUCUUUCUUCCUCCGAAGAAAAACCCAAACAAUACGGAUUACAGAAAAUCAUUUAAAAGAAGGAUGGUUUCGCACUUCCUUUAAAUAAAAAGAGAUUCUAAAAAUUAGAAAUCGUUGCAAGAGAGUUAGAAGAAAUAUACAAAUCUAUGAUUUGCUCUAACUAAAGCUUUACUUGCCUCUCUACUAAGAGUUCUAUCGAAAGUUUCGAUAAGUGCCCAGAAGAUAAAUGCCUUAGCAUUUAAAAUGAUGAGGAAGAUGAUGAAGAAAUCUACUCAUCUUUCGAUCUUGAGUGA